AUGGCCUUUUUUGGCAAUCCAAAUGGACCUGGGGGUAUUCUUGGUCAGAUGGUUGGUGGCUUCCAUGCAGGUUAUGGACCCCCAAGGCGAGCCAAUCCACGAGCUUAUGACGAAUAUCUUAAAGCGUACAGUAUGGCCAUGCUUCCCGGGAGAGAGAGGGAGCAUGUUUCGUAUGGUGGUAAACUGAUUAUGCCGCAAUCCGCGCUCGCAAAUUUGAGUAAUCUCGAAAUUGAAUCGCCUUGGAUGUUCAAGCUGCGAAAUCCAGCUAAUCCUGCGGCUUCAACUCACGCAGGUGUCCUGGAAUUUACAGCUGAGGAGGGUGUUGUUCACCUACCAUAUUGGAUGAUGAAAACAUUGCGUUUGAACGAAGGUGACCCAAUUCGAAUCACUGGUACAGAGUUACCCAAGGGGAAAUUUGUCAAGCUGCAGGCUCAAUCCGUACACUUCCUCGAAAUUUCCGAUCCUAAAGCAGUCCUUGAAAGCGCGAUGCGCAACUUCACAACACUCACUCAAGGCGAUAUCGUUGAAAUAUCAUACAACUCCAUUGUAUUCGGCCUGCUAGUAAUGGAAACAAGACCUGGCGGAGAAGGAAUUACGGUUCUUGAUACCGAUCUGGAAGUCGAUUUCGCCCCUCCUGUAGGAUACGUGGAACCAGAAAGGCCGAAAGCUGCACCUCCAACAACCAUGGCUUCGAAACUGAAGAUAGAUCUCGACUCGCAAUCGCCUGGGUCGUCUCGACCAGGAUCUUCUUUAAGUGGAGGAUUUGCGGGCACAAGCACAGGGGUGACAAACGUGAGUAAGGACGGUGAUCAGUGGGAAAGCUUCAAAGGAAAGGGCGAAACCCUCGCGGGAAGAAAGACAAAGGGGAAAGGCAUCAGUCAUCGCAAAGCAGAACAAGUACCAGAAGGUAGCAAGAUCAUCAGGACCGAUAAUCAUCGCAUUGUUUCCAACAAUACAUUAGAAUCCGAUGUCAAAGUACCAGCUGCUUUGAAUCUCCCUUUUGGCCAACUUUUCUUUGGCUUCAAUGUGCAGGCGUAUACACCACCCGAACCUACCCCUGGCUCUCCUGAGGUACCGAACCAGCCGCGACCCGCUUUUUCAGGUUUAGGUAACACAUUAAGUGGUCGAUCCAAUGCAAAACCGCCAGCCCCACCAGCAACUGACAACAAGGGUAAGGCUCAAGCAGAGCCAGCUUCAACGCAUACUUGGGGGUCAUCUGGUCAUACUUUGGGUCGAAAGCCUAUCACCUCAGACGGGCCUGUGGGCGUGGGCGGUGCACGAGUCCCUCAACCGCCGCAAAGAAAGAACAAGAAGGUGGAACGGAGCCCAUCACCUGAGGAUUGGGGAGUUGACGAUGAUGAUGUUAUCAUGAUUGACAGUGAUUAA
Molecule: messenger RNA, 1386 nt
Organism: Psilocybe cubensis
Lineage: Eukaryota; Fungi; Basidiomycota; Agaricomycetes; Agaricales; Agrocybaceae
Exons: 7
Coding region: 1-1386 (461 amino acids)
Cellular component (GO): VCP-NPL4-UFD1 AAA ATPase complex
Molecular function (GO): polyubiquitin modification-dependent protein binding
Source: RefSeq, a predicted model, not a curated record